Molecule: messenger RNA, 2566 nt
Organism: Mycena citricolor
Lineage: Eukaryota; Fungi; Basidiomycota; Agaricomycetes; Agaricales; Mycenaceae
Source: the annotation of a GenBank genome assembly
AUGAAUCCUGAACGACCUCGGACAUCGUGCACCUCACCGCAAGCCCUCAGUCACCGUAACGGCGCAUUCGAUUGGUUUGAGAAGGAGAUAAAGUACCCAGAUGAAACGGCUCGUAUUUGCCUUGCCUAUCCUUCCUCGAGCUCGGCACUCGGACGAUGUCGAGCACACGCUGUCGCCUCCGUCCCUGAUUUUCUUCUCCUCCUACCAACCAGGCGCCUGUCUUCGUCGUCUCCACUGGCAACGACGCCGCCGCCGCCAGUUUCGUGCUUCCCCCAGCUCAUCAUUAUGAAACCCCCCACCGCAGCCGCGGUCGAGAUAUUCAAGCUCAUCGAGGCGGAGCGCGCGUACGCCGUCGCCGAGGCGCACACGCAGUGCAACGCGUUUCGGGAGACCGCAAUCAGGAUGAACGGCGAGCUCGACACGCAGGUGCGCCAGACGAGCCUCGAGCUCGAUCGGCUGGUGCAAGCGCUGUGCGCGGCGGGGAUCCGGUACGAGGACGGCCGGUUCUCGUUCUCGUCGGCGUGGGGAGAGGCUGUGCCUGGGCUGAAAAGGGCUGCGUCCCGCUUUUUUGCGCCGUGCGAGGUGUUGUCGGUGCUGCAGGGUGCGAAGAAGAGUCCCCGAGAGGGGGCUGACCAUGGCAACGAUGGUGCAGAUGCUAUGGAGGAGGAGGAUUCCGAAGCGGAAUGUGCUCGUCCCUUGAAAAGAUUCAAGUCAGAGCCGGCCAUACUGAGAACGCGAGGGCAUAUCUCCAAAGUCGGAAACUCGGCCAUACAGAUGUUUCCUGUUUGCGUUUCCGGACCGCCAGUGCUGGAUCGUUGGUCUCCUGCCAUCACAUCGGCACCUUCAUUAUCGGAACCCACGCUGCUCCCUCCUGUAUCCAUCUUCGAAGGAGCCCACGGCUGCUCUUACUACAUCUGGUUCGCCCUGCGCUUUUCGUUCCUACACAAGCUGCGGUGCGGUGCCAGCCUCGACUGUUUCUCGCCACUCUCCCCGGCUGCCUGGCAAGCUGCGCUCAAGACGUGCCCGGCCGCUGCCGCUGAAGAAGGCUUCAAGCCGCCUAUGUUCGACCUCGGAUCGCAGUCGCCCUGCGCUUGUGGCAUGCCGCCCCUUCAGCCGGUCAUCGUCGCAAGUCUCCCCAAACGAGCAGACGGAUCCGCGUUCUCCGCUGUCGACUUCGCGGACCGGGCGUUCCAGCAGCUUUUGUUGGUUGAUCUCGAGCUUGGGCAUAUGCAGAUUCAGCUGGAGCAGACGGAUGCCAUGUUGUGUGUGUCGUCACCGCCGGCGUCUCCCUCGUCGCCGUUGUGGCAGUCGCCGGGAGAUCCAGACGCAGCAAGGACUCGUGUCAAGGAGCGACGAGCGAUCUUCCGCAGUAUGACAUUCGGCUCGUCAUUUGCUGAGGAGUCAUUCGAGAUGGCCGAGAGGCGAGACUGGGUGCUUCGAUUCGCCAAGGUGGUGAAGAACUGGCCUGGGUCGCCGCUGGUCAGCAGCCGUCCCAGAGGGCAAGCCCUUUCCCAGGAUAUGCCCGUCGUCGAUUCGCCCUCUGUCGGGGGGGCCAAGCAGAAACGGAAGUUGAAGAGGAUACUGUCUUCAGCCUCGGACGUAUCACAGACCGUUGUCGGCAUCGGCGCAACGGCGAGUAGCGCACUCCCUCCUCUGCAAUGCGCUCUCGCCGGUGUCGCCGGCGUGAUUGAUCGUGUGACCAGCGUCAAGAAGGAUGCGCGUGAUGUAGCUGCGCGACUUGCGCAGACCGAGUCGUUCAUCGAUCAGACUGCGUCUCUGGACCCGUCCCGCCAGGCUUUGUGCUGCGCGCAGCUUCCAGCUUUGGCCGAAAACAGACGUCUUUUGCGGCGCGUGGCAGAUUCUAGUGGAUUUGAUCGGACAGUCCACUUGAACGACUUUGAGAAGACGAUCAAGGAUGGUAAUGAGCAGUUGCGCGAUGCACAGAGUAUAUUUCCGAUGCUUCUGAGCCUGGGUACGCUGUCGGGCUUGUGCGAGAUAAAAGAAGAACGGACACAGCUUGAUCACCGACUGUCUGAAGUGAUGGAUACUCUGGCCCAGUCAAACCAGAUAUUGACUCAAACGAACCAACGUUUGGUUGAAUCCGAUCGAGCUAAGGAUGGCGAAAUCUUGCGAUUAGCGUACCAACGAAACUGCGCAGUUGUUUUUUUGGGUCGGCCCUGACGUGCAUCCUUUCUCCAAAGGCGUUACACACUGGCCUGAAAUUUGAAAGACUGCGCUGCGUGAAGCGUAUGCCGAGGCUCAUCCGUCCGGCAUCCGCUUCGCGCAGCCUUUUAAAUUUCAGGCCAGUGUCACUACUACGCUGGGUUUGCAAGGAUGACUGGACGGAAAUCUUACGCUUUCCCUCCUCGCUUGAUCCCAGUUGAUUAAGUUUGGGCCGGAAACGUCUGAAUUCUGCUCAGUGACUAGGUUCCAUGGUUUCACUCAUUCAAUGGACGGAUGAGCAGGGCUCGGCCUGGCCUCAGGGCUGGGCCAAAAAACGUCCAUAUGCUUCCAUACGAGCAAUUGUUGAUCCACAUACACACAUAUUAUGCAUAAAGACGGCGCU